This is a messenger RNA of Marasmius oreades (fairy-ring Marasmius), 735 nucleotides long. RefSeq lists its product as uncharacterized. The transcript has 2 exons. Lineage: Eukaryota; Fungi; Basidiomycota; Agaricomycetes; Agaricales; Marasmiaceae. The coding region runs from base 1 to 735 and encodes 244 amino acids. The record is from RefSeq and is a predicted model, not a curated record.
AUGGCGAGCAUAAUAUGGUCUGCUAAGUCGGGUAGCGACUGGUCCGAUAGCGACCUUGAUGCAUACAACAUCACUGUUGUGCCUGUUCAGCCGAGCGAGUUCUUUCCUAACCCAGAUCCGUCCCUCGACCAUAUCGAUCCUGAAAUCCUCAGCUCUCCUUUUGACGCCACACCCCUUUCGCUCGACGCUGCCCGAUACCUCCGCCACCUUAGACUCGCUAUCGACGCCCACCAGGAAUCCUUCGUGGACGACUUUGCUGCCGGGACCCUGAGGCUUCUAGGUUUCGACCAGGAUAUUGAUCCUCAGUCUCUACUCGACACAACCUUCGUUCUACUGGUCCUCGUUGAGGAUAAAACCCUCGCUAACCAAACCCAUGACGUGGAAGCGCAAGUCAUCGCGGAAGCCAUAGCUGCCUUCCAGUCUAACAAUGAUAAGCGAACCAGGCGAUGGCUUGAUCCACUACAGUCCAUGACCAUUCCAUGCAUAACUAUGAUCGGCACCCUCCCUACCUUCUAUCUUGUCCCCGUCACCCGAGAACUGAGUGCGGCGGUCAUCAGUGGAGAGUAUCCCGCUACUCCGACUCAGGUGUUGCAAUGUCGGACGGAGUUAGACUCCGACCUCGACUCGGAGGCUGGUAUGGAAGAUAUUGAAUAUCGGCAACUUGCCUUUAAACGCUUCCUUGCUUUCAAGACACUUGCAAGAACCCACUGGGAGCCUGUAUUGCAGGGGUUUUAG